AUGGACCUCGGAGACACCAAUGCGGCUGCAAACGGGGAUUCUCAAAAGGAAGCGGAGUUGUCAGAGCAGAACAUAGAGGUGGUGUCGGUCACUGAAGAAGACCUGCCCACUGUGGAGACCCCCAACACCCUCAUCGUCAGCCCAUUGGGGAGCUUUGCCAACGAGCCCAUCAACAGCCAAUCAGAGAAGGGGAAGCUAGAGGACAGCCCACCCACUGCCCCGAGCCCCAGUAUGCCUGUCACCAAAGUCCAGCCUUUUCUCAACGAGGACGACCUGAGGAAGACCGUGUGGGAGCGCGUGUGGGACCACCGCCUGGAGCUGCUCAUCAGUGUGACCGCUGUGGUGGUCAUCACUCUGUCACUGGGCAUCGGUCUGGGAGUGGGGCUGAGCUGUGUUGGGAAGUUCAGGUGCGGAGCGACAACCAAAUGUAUCCACACCUCCCUGCAGUGUGACGGCAAAGAGCAGUGUGAGAACGGAGAGGACGAGCUCAGCUGUGUGCGUCUGAGCGGGCGCAGCUCCGUGGUGCAGGUGCAGAGGGCAGGGCUCUGGAUGACAGUGUGUUUUGAUGACUGGACCAUCUGGUUGGGAGAGUCGGCCUGCAGGCAGCUGGGAUACAACAGUUAUGUGGCAUCGUCAUCGUCCGCGGUGAACUCCAUCGAGCCGGAGCUGCAGUACAUCCUGGUGUCUCUGGACUCAUCUCACGGGGGAGUGGUUAAGCUGCACAACAUGACCAUCAUCGGUAAAAGUCAGUGCGCCUCGGGGAAAGUGGCCACGCUCAAAUGUUUAGAGUGUGGACUGCGGCCCCAGUACAGCACCAGGAUCGUGGGUGGUAACAUGUCCAGAGCGGGUCAGUUCCCGUGGCAGGUCAGCCUCCAGUACAAAGGAGAGCACAUUUGUGGAGGCUCCAUCAUCACGUCCAAGUGGGUGCUGACCGCUGCACACUGCGUUUACGGGUUUUCAAAUCCUGUCGAGUGGGGCGUGUACGUCGGGAUCACAGAGCUGCCCGGGUACGGCACUCAGGCUCUGGAGGUGGAGAGGAUCAUCUACCACGCCCGCUACAGAGGGAAGCUCAACUACGACAUCGCACUCAUGAAGCUACGCCAGCCUCUUGCCUUCAAUGGUUCAGUGGAGCCCAUCUGCCUGCCUAACCAUGGAGAGGUGUAUGUGGAGGGGACAAUGUGCUGGAUCUCAGGCUGGGGAGCCACUGAGGAUGAAGGAGAGUCGAGUGUGGUGCUGCGCUCUGCCUUGGUGCCCCUGAUCUCCACUAAAGUGUGCACCCAGCCCGAUGUGUACCCAGGCCUCAUCUCCCCGGGCAUGAUCUGUGCCGGAUACCUGGAGGGAGGGGUGGACUCCUGCCAGGGGGACAGUGGCGGUCCUCUGGCCUGUCCGUCUGACUCCUCUCUGUGGAAGCUUGUGGGCGCCACCAGCUGGGGCAUGGGCUGCGCUAAACCAAACAGACCGGGCGUGUACACUCGCAUCACACAGAGCCUGAGCUGGAUCCGACAGGAGAUGGAGAGAGAAGCACUCAGCCCGACCAUCACCGCCAACUGACCUCAGCAUCGAUACUGGUUGAAUCGACCAGAGAACUGCAAACCAAAGUGUGCCUAAAACCUCCCUUUUACAAUGAAGAAAAAAGACAGAGGAGCAGAAGCCCAAGUUAGGCAUCGUUUAUUCCAAAAUAGAAAGCUCUAAGGCAAAACAGACGAGAGAAAAGUGAACAACUCUUUUUAAAAAGCAAGACAAGUGUGGAUCCAAGUGACAAGUCCGUACACCCCUGAAACCAGUAGGGGGCGCCAUAUUCACAGAUCAAGUCAACUUUACAGGAGAUAGAAAGUAUUACUGCGAUCCUGACUGUGUACAUAUGUUUCACCACUGGGAGGCGCCGUUUGUGCAGUAAAAAGACAAUUUGUCCCAUUUGCCAAGUGAUGCAAAGUUCAUCCUGUGGUGAUAAGUGAUCCUUGGAAGAGGAAACGUAACAGCGUGCAGCAGAAACAGUCCAGUGGGGUGCGCCGUGGGAGAUGAGUGAUUGAGAAUAGCAGAGGGGAUUGUGCGUCUGGAGAGAGCAAGGUUUGUGAGCACCUGCUACGGUCCAGUGAAGAAGAAAAGUGAUAUACACAAUAUGGAAGUAACAAUUCACAUGGAAAAAAUGUCCGAGUGGUAGGAAAGCAGGAAAGUGUGUGUUAAUCCAGUUUCGGUGUUAUUUGCAGGAAUAAGCCACAAUACAAUUUAAAAAAUGCAAUUGCAGACCGGUUUUAAGAAAAUAAGAGGCUACUAGAGCAAUGCAGUCAUUUUAAACUAGGAAAUUCAAUGCUCGCAAUUUACAAAUCAAAUCGCUGCAAUUAUUUGGAUAGGAAAUGUAUUCUCUUGAUGUUCCAUGAUCCUGUUUGUCCUUGAUCAGAUCACUGUUAUUUAAGGAAGUACUAAGAGGCCCUAUAGCAUAGUGAUGUAUUGAUACUGACAAUGUAUCAAUUAUUGACAUAAAAAUACAUACUUUAAAUAAAAAAACCCAAAACAAAUUAAAAUAAUUUUAA
Periophthalmus magnuspinnatus is the source of this 2531-nucleotide messenger RNA. RefSeq names its product transmembrane serine protease 3a (gene tmprss3a). Gene Ontology annotation, biological process: proteolysis. NCBI's taxonomy places the organism in Eukaryota, Metazoa, Chordata, Actinopteri, Gobiiformes, Gobiidae. The transcript is spliced from 14 exons. The record is from RefSeq and is a predicted model, not a curated record. Gene Ontology annotation, molecular function: serine-type endopeptidase activity; protein binding. Bases 1 to 1551 code for a protein of 516 amino acids. Gene Ontology annotation, cellular component: membrane.